CCGCCCCUGGCGCGUUCCGCGCGCCAGGGAGGGGGAUCCAGCGCAGAUCCAAGAAAUCCGCUCGGAGCGCCAAAAGUUUAUAUUUGUGUAGUUUUUUCUCUAAAGUAGGGGGUCAAGCGCCGACGCAAUAAUUCCGCGCAAAGCUCCGGCAGCUUAUGCUUGUGCCGCUUUUGCUUCUUCUGGCCAUGGACGGCACCGAUGAGGAGCCCCCACGGGGCUCGCCCCAGUCCCAGGCGGACGUGCCCGACGACGAGGAGGCCUCCUCCGAGGAGCAGAAGGCCCGUGCCUUGUCGGUGGUGCUCAGGCAGCUGGUGGGGUCCAGUGCCUGGGAGGUCGAGCGGGCGGCUGCGGCGGGCCGUGGCGAGGAGGGGGACAGCUCCUCGGACAAGUGGCUCGCCCGCACCCCCGACCUGGAGACGCCGCGCUUCGAGGUCCUCCAGAGGGACCCCGCUGGGGUGUUCGAGGUCCGCAGGUACGACCCCUACUCGGUGGUCCGGACGAGCGCCGGCGCGGGCGGGAACGGCACCAAGUCUUUCUUCGCCCUCGCGGGCUACAUCUUCGGCAAGGCGAACACGGCGCAGGAGAAGAUGGCCAUGACCACCCCAGUGCAGACAGAGCGGGACAGUGGCGCCAUGUCAUUCAUCAUGCCGAGCCGGUACUGGGGCGACGAGCUGCUCCAGGCGGCCCCGCCACCCUCCGAGGACGCGUCCGUGGAGCUGGUGGCCGUCCCCGAGGAGGUGGUGGCGGUCACCGUCUUCGGGGGCUACGCGCGCAGCGGGGUGGUGGCCGCCAAGACCCAGGCGCUGAUCGACGCCGUCGCCGCGGCCGAGGGCGUCGAGGUGGUGGACGCGGGCCGCACGCGGCUGAUGCAGUACAACGACCCCUUCACCGUGCCGUGGAAGCGCCGCAACGAGGUGUCCGUGCCCGUGCGCCUUGGCGCCUGAGCUGGUCAGGGGCGGGGGUGCACCGCGGUGCUGCCCGCCCGCUCUCGGUGGGUGCGCCGCCGACGGUCGCGCCAGGGAAGGUGGGGGGUGCUCGGAGGACGGGAUGGGUCGGGUAGAGGCCCAGGCCGGCGCCGAGGGAGGCGGAGUGUCAGGGGCAGGGCUUGGCGCGCGCGCGCGCGCUCCGCCGCGCGGCCGGCCCUCCCCAGCGAACGCGCAUGCACGCAGAUUUUUGGUUCCCGAUUUUCGGGCCGGGGCCCGCGGAGGCGGACGCGCGUUGCCGCCGUCUGGGCCACCCCCCAUCGUUGCCCAUCGCUUCGGACCACCCGGCUCCCGCCCUGGCUCGCGCUGGCCCUGCCGUGGCAGGUUCCCGCUGCGCCGGUGGCGGCGGCGGCGCCCGCGCCUGCGCUCAAGACAGGAUGGCCACCAGGGGGCUGGACCAGACCAGCCGUGGACGUUCAGGCUAUGUGCGGGAUCUGCACGGUGUCAGAGACCAGCGUCCACGUGGACCCGGCCGUGCCUCCUGCGCUGCUGGAGCCACGACUUGACUUGCGGCCCUUCUUCACGCUGGUCGUCGAGGGGCGUCGGCCAGACUCCAGCUGACAAGGAUCCCGGCCAGGCCAAUCCUUGGCCCAGGACUUGUACGCCCUCCUGGCCAGGCCUGGUAGGGAGUCGGCGUACACGUUGAUCCUGGGCCGAGGGCGAGCCUGACCAGAGUCGGUGUUGGCCCGUGGCUGGAGUCCUCCCGUGCUGUUGCUGGUCGGCCUCGAGCGCUCGGCGGUCAACUUUCCGCAGCCUCCUGGGACAGAGUAGGGGUGCCGCGCCCGUGAGUUGCGGCUGGGCGCCGUGUCGCAGCGUGCAGCAGCGAAUGUGACGCCCCGCCGGAGGCGCGCGAGUCAG
This is a messenger RNA of Prorocentrum cordatum, 1841 nucleotides long. The record is from the annotation of a GenBank genome assembly. NCBI's taxonomy places the organism in Eukaryota, Dinophyceae, Prorocentrales, Prorocentraceae.